Chenopodium quinoa (quinoa) is the source of this 1854-nucleotide messenger RNA. Its product is annotated as organic cation/carnitine transporter 2-like. Gene Ontology annotation, biological process: transmembrane transport. The transcript has a single exon. The record is from RefSeq and is a predicted model, not a curated record. Bases 1 to 1536 code for a protein of 511 amino acids. Gene Ontology annotation, molecular function: transmembrane transporter activity. Gene Ontology annotation, cellular component: membrane. NCBI's taxonomy places the organism in Eukaryota, Viridiplantae, Streptophyta, Magnoliopsida, Caryophyllales, Amaranthaceae.
AUGUGGGAUGGAGAGUCUACUAGACCCGGCCAAGCACCGCCUUCGAUUUCCAUAGAAGAAAUGAUCGAGCAGAAUGUUGGUCGCAUAAACAUGACACAAGUCUUACAAGCCCUCCUCGCAUCACUACCUGCCUUUUUCGACAGUCAGCAAACAUACAUGAGUAUAUUUGCUCAUGCUCAACCAACAUGGCAUUGCACAAGUAAGCAUAAUAAUACCUCUUGUAUCUCUAAUGAGUCUAACAUAUGCACCCUUUCGAGGAACGAAUGGGCUUGGGAUAGUAGCAACGACGUGCAUAGCCAUACCUCAAUCAUAUCACAGUGGGAUCUCGAGUGUGCUAGUCCCUUCAUCACCGGCCUCCCUACAACUUGCUACUUUGUCGGAUGUCUAAUAGGCGGGUUGGUUCUAGCCACACUCGGUGAUUCAUCAUUAGGCCGAAAAAACCUCCUUUGCCUAUCUUCAUUGGUAAUGUCCCUUGCUGCACUAGCAUCUGCAUUUUCUUCCAAUAUUUGGGUGUAUUCGGUUUUCCGUUUCUUAAGUGGGGCGGGUCGUGCUCCAAUUGCAGUUUGUGCAAUGGUUUUGAUGACUGAAAGAGUAGGCAAAAGAUGGCGGUCACAAUUUGUUAUGGUAUUUUUUAUUCACUUCUCAUUUGGAAUCUUGGCACUAACUGGCGUUGCCUAUUUAACAAGGUCCUCGUCCUGGAGGACCUUGUAUUUAGGCAUUUCGAUUCCAGGAAUUAUUUGUUCCGUAUUAUGUUAUUUUUUCGUGUAUGAGUCCCCUAGAUGGUUGUUCAUGCAAGGGCGAGAAAAGGAAUCCAUGACCAUCUUAAGGAAAUUAGGAACAACAACUCAAGUUGACUCGGCCUCGAUUACUAUCACCAAUACUAAUACGACGCCCACCAACACUAGCCCCUUUGCAACACUUAAGAUUUUAAUCGAGAAAAAAUGGGCUCUACAACGAUUGUUGGCGUCUAUGGUCUUAUCAUUUGGGGUCGGUCUUAUGUACUUUGUCAUGUUUUUAGGUGUUGGUAAUUUGGGUUUUAAUAUCUACUUAACUUCGACAUUUAGUGCAUUGUUGUCCUUAGCCUCGUAUUUACUUACUUUCCUUUUUUGGAUCCAAAGAUGCAAUAGACGUGCCUCGUUGCUCGGGUUUUGUACCAUAAGUGGUGCAACUAGCAUAACAUUUUCCAUAAUAGGAAAACAUAGUCAUGAGGGAUUAUUUAUCGCGUUAGAGCUUGUGUCUUUAUUUUGUGCAUGUAUGGCGUACAACAUAGUGUUGAUGUAUGUUAUAGAGCUAUUUCCCACUUGUAUCAGAAAUUCAGCCUCAUCACUAGUACGGCAGACAAUGUUUUUAGGCUCGGUUUUCGACCCCGUGUUGAUCUUAUCCGGGAGGCGAAACAUGGUUUAUAGCUAUAGGGUGUUUGGUAUCACAAUGCUUCUUUGUGGUUUCCUAGUUAUUUUCUUACCUGAGACAAGAGGUGAGGUGCUUUGUGAUACCAUGGAGGAACAAGAGACUAGGGAUAGAAUAAAUGUGAAAUAACUAAAUAAGUGUUGUGUAACAAUUAUAUAAUUAUCAGAUCAACCGACAAUGAAGAAGCUAAGGAAAUAUUUACUUUUAGUGUUUUUUUAAUCAAAGCAAUACUUUGACUUUUAAUUUUAUUUUUUUUGAAGUUUUUUUUGAAGUUUUUUGACUUUUAAUUUCUAUUAUUGUAUAUUUAUUUUCUUUUUUUUUAAUUGAUAUGUUUAAACUUUUGACUCUGUUUACAACUUUUAGUUUAUACUUCUUCCGUUUCUUUUUAGUUGACACAUUUUUUUAGUCACGUUCACCAAUACACAAAUUUAAUCGUUAAUAUUUUUA